AUGGUCUUCAUCCACGGGGGAUCUUACAUGGAAGGAACUGGGAACAUGUUUGAUGGAAGUAUACUGGCCAGUUACGGAAACGUCAUCGUCAUCACCGUCAACUACAGACUGGGCGUCCUAGACUUGCUCAUCUCGUCUUAUCGCUCUAAUUCCCAUCUCCCCCUGUUCCUGAUGUUGGGUUGUCACUCCACACCCACAGGGCACCUCUAUAUUGGAAACCGAGACUUGCGUUUAUAA
Knipowitschia caucasica is the source of this 237-nucleotide messenger RNA. The record is from the annotation of a GenBank genome assembly. Lineage: Eukaryota; Metazoa; Chordata; Actinopteri; Gobiiformes; Gobiidae.